Molecule: messenger RNA, 3900 nt
Organism: Esox lucius (northern pike)
Lineage: Eukaryota; Metazoa; Chordata; Actinopteri; Esociformes; Esocidae
Gene: nfil3-5
Product: nuclear factor, interleukin 3 regulated, member 5
Exons: 2
Coding region: 655-2370 (571 amino acids)
Biological process (GO): regulation of DNA-templated transcription; circadian rhythm
Cellular component (GO): nucleus
Molecular function (GO): DNA binding; DNA-binding transcription factor activity
Source: RefSeq, a predicted model, not a curated record
ACGUGACGAGGCAGCCUAUGAGCUGUUACGCAACAUCUGACCCACUAACAUACAUUCUAGCGGGGAGAGGGAGGAAAAACUGGAGCAGGCACCCAACAUAACACUCGGGACUCAAAGUAAAAGAGGGAGACACGGCUGCCAGUACACUACAACCUCACUGACUAACCUCAGACUAAGAGGAGCUGCACCAGAAAUAUAUUUCCCUCUCUCAGACAUCUGAAACAACCAGCCUACCUCAUCGUUUCUGUUUAAAGGAAUUGAGGAUAGACCACGAACCAACUUCAACUGCGGAAGGAGAUUGCUUUGUGUUCGGCAUUGUGCAUUUUUUCCUGAAGACACGUAACGUGUUCAAAAAGUGCGGUUCUUUGUGAGCCAUCUCAAAGUCCAAGGAACAGUCUUCCAGUAGACCUGACUUCUGCAUCAAACAAUACUUCAAGGAUUACAGAAGAAGUUACUUUGAACAGUUGAAACUCCAAAAGAGUUUUGGAAUUUCGCAAACUUUGUCACGUAGCUUAACCAAUGAGGUUCAGCCUCAGAGGAGCUCAAAUACCUCACUCAGAGUUUUUCGCAGAUCCUGCGACAUAAAGUAACAGAAAAUCAAAAAAGAUCUCUUCAACCAUCCUUCGUUCUCUCCCUGGCCCCCCUUUGCCCUCAAUGCCAGAUUAUCAAUCUGGCCAAAAGGACGCAACAAUGGAAAGCCUGAAUCUUCAUUUCGCAUCUCCGAACAUCAACAACGAUCAUGACAUUGACACCUACUCCAAUUACAGCGAGAGCCUCCCGCCACCGUCUCCCAUCCCCGGUGACAGCGAAGGCCCACGCCGUCAGUCCAAAGGCGGCUCAAAGAACAGCACGUCCAGCCGUCGCAAGCGGGAGUUCAUCUCGGACGAGAAGAAGGACGCUUCCUACUGGGAGAAGCGUCGAAAGAACAACGAGGCGGCCAAGCGCUCCAGAGAGAAGAGGAGGAUGAAUGACAUGGUGCUGGAGAACAGAGUGAUGGCCCUCAACGAUGAGAACUGCCGCCUCAAGACGGAACUUCUGCAGCUGAAGCUUCGCUUUGGCCUCAUUAGCACCUCUGCCUACAUGGAGAAGAGCCAGCAGCUGUCCAGCAUCGGAAACGCCAACAGUGGGAACAGCCAGUCAGGCAGCAGUAACCCUUACUUCUCUAGUAGCGGGUACUCCAGCACCUGCGGUAACACUUUGCUGAACUCUGACUCAUCGGAAGCGGAACAGUCUGCCAGGGGUGAACGCCACACCCCGCUCCCCAAGUACUCCCCAAGAGGAUCCCUCUCCGACGAGUGCAUGUCCGACGACUCGUCCAGCCCCGAGCCCAUGGGCUACGAGAUCAAAAUGGAAUCCAGCAAUGACAUGGAAAUGGACAACGUCGGCAGGACGUUUGACGGCGGCCACCAACACAGGUCCCAAGAGGCAGACUGCGCCAUGGACUUUCACCAGAACCGCCAGAGUAGCUACCACCAGGAGCCUGUCAGCCUAGUGCCCCAGCAGGCAGUGGCCCCGGCCCAGAGGAGUGUGAUCCAGAUGUAUCGCUCACCCAGCUCCUCAUAUAUAGAGAGCCAGAGGCAAAAAACAAAGGACAUGGAACACCAGCAGUCCCAACAAAGCCUCCAGUCCCCAUCCGAGAGCUCAGAGACCAUCACAGAGGAGGUCCAAAGGUACAGAGCCCUUGAAGAGCAACAGAGACAGCAGGAGACAAAGAGAAGCCAUUACAGCUCUAUCGGCAGUCAGCAGAGCCAAGAUGGCGACCACAAAGAAGGCUUUGCCCCAGAGCUCCUCCACCACAGCGCAUACCUCAGCACUCUGGACGAAGAGGAGCCCCCGGUGCUCACAUACGAAGGUGGCUCCAGGGCUGGAGAGGGCUACUACCAGGAGUCCCACUCCUCAGGUAAAGACACAUCCUCCAGCGACGGGGAUCCCCGCAGCUCCGACAAGGAAGGCGGUUCCACCAGCGAUGACGAGUCACCGUCGUCUUCAUCGUCCGAGGUCGGGAGCUACAACCAGAGAGUGAUAUCGCAGACAUCGGCGCCGCAGAGUCAGUGCGAAGACGGCCAGGCCACCUAUCUGCCACACAAGCUCCGCCUCAAAUACAGAGUGCUGUCCAAUCAGGGAGAGGCACCAAACAGCAGUCCCGCCUCAUCCACCUCAGCGUCCCCCUCCCCUUCUCAUCCCCAGCACCCUUACCUGGCCCUGCCCAGCAACCAACAACAUGGCGGCCAUGGUAACGGGGAGAGCAAGGACGCAGACCACGUGUCAGAGUACUGCCAACACAGGGACUCCAGAGACAGAGAAGAGGCGAGUGAAGAAAGUGGACAAAAGGGAUUCAGUACAGGGAGAAAGAAUAAGAGGCGCGAAUGAGGAAGUGGUAUACGCUCCCAAAGACUCUUUGAGAUAUCGCCACCAACAACCAAACUUUGUUCUGCCUCAUCGUCCGAUGUCUCUUCUGUUCACCUACCACUAAGGAAAGACAAACUGAAAUUCAUAAUCACCACAGAAAGAUACAGACUGUCACUGCGUCGCCAUGUUUUUAUACUGACCCUUUCCUCACUCAAUCCAUAGAUAUAUCCUGCCUCAUAAACAAUGAUAACAAUUUGAUUGAAUCAGCAAAGGAAAUGGUGGAGUUGAAAGAAUGGGGGAAUGGAAUGGAUGGAACUCUGAUUUCUUACAUUCAGUUGCCAUUACAUCACAAUAGACGGUUGAAAGUUAGAAUGGAAGGCUCUUUCGAGUCCCUGGUUUGAACUCUCAAUUGCCCCAUUACUUUGUGGGUGGCAAAGUAUUCUGGGAACAUUCCCUUGACCAAAGAAACAAGUCCCCGACAAAGAGUUCCAUUCUUUCUCCCCAAAGAAAACAUCUGUACAUCAGUUUUCGUUAGACCCAAACCUCCAUCUCUGCUUUAUGCAGAAUACCCCAUCUUUUUUCAAGCACUUGGAUUGUACAUAACUGUGAUAUAUACAAUUUACACAUAUUUAAAUAUAUUUUACAAAGAAAGAAAAUGAAAAUUGACAAAAAAACAAAAAGGAGAAAUGGAAGUGAAGGAAAGAAAAUUUGAAAUCAGUUGGAACAAUGUCCUUGUGAGAAGUUGUUGUACAGUCUGUUCUUAAUGUCAGUGAAAUGCCUAGUUUCCUGUAUGAACCACUACUUUUAUAAAUUCUUCUAGGUUCCAUGUCACUACAAAACACUUAAAGACAACCUUUGUCAACUGACCUCUUUAUACAAAAUAUCAAGGCCAGCAGCCCUCAUCACAAAACUACACUUUUUGAAUGGUGAAACCAUCAACACUACAGCACAGUGCACUCAAGAGCUCAACUCAUUAUCAACACGGUAAAAGUAACAGUCACACAGUCGCGAAAAACACGACUGCUCUGGUCUCACAUGGAGGCGCUCCUCCGUAGACCUUUGACCCUAUAUAGAACUGAUCCCCAGUCUUGGCCUUAACAUUGACCUGCUCUAUCAGCAGUGGAUCAUACAAGCAUACAGUCGAACGUUUCAGUUACGUGCCUGCCAACCGGCCGUUGUGUAUAAAUGUAAAGUUAUCGAUCUCUCUUGGAUACUGUUGUUGUUAUUAUUAAUAUUAUUUUAUUAUGUUGUUAUUAAUAUUGUUAUUAUUUUCUAUUUUGUUCUGUUAUUUUUUGGGGGGGUGGAGGGGGGGUUAUUGUGUGUUUUUCCGUCCCCUGGUAUCUUCCUGGUUGUGAUACUGUAUUUGACCCCUCCCCAUAUCCCUUGACAUUUGUACUCUGUGAUGUUGUUCAACAUGUGGUUUGCCGGUGGUUUUCAAGGAAAUUGAUUGUCCAGAAAUGGAUUAUGCAGAGGUUAUGAUGACAACUCGUUUUUGAUUGUUGAAAGAUUGAUUAAUAAAAGGAUGUUGAAAAAGACAUUCAAAAUGAAAAA